Juglans regia (Persian walnut) is the source of this 3378-nucleotide messenger RNA. RefSeq lists its product as uncharacterized. Gene Ontology annotation, molecular function: transcription corepressor activity. The record is from RefSeq and is a predicted model, not a curated record. Gene Ontology annotation, cellular component: nucleus. NCBI's taxonomy places the organism in Eukaryota, Viridiplantae, Streptophyta, Magnoliopsida, Fagales, Juglandaceae. Bases 136 to 3039 code for a protein of 967 amino acids. The transcript has 4 exons.
UUGGUUCGUAUAAUUCCUUCUCUCUCUCCCUCCCUUUGGCCCCGUCAAUUCAACUUCACACCCAUCAAAACUUGGCUCUCUCUCUUCAACCAGGCUUUGUUUCUCACGUGGGCUUUUGAUAUUUCAAGCUCUUCCAUGGAGAUGGAGUCAGUUCAUCUGGAUGAUGCUGGUAAUUGCAUUGAAGAAACAUCCGACAAGCAGUUAUUUCCUCCAAGUUCUCCAGAUAGAAGUGAUAUUUUUGGGGAUCCACACUUGAGUACACGCGUUGGCGAUGAUUACCAAGCAGAAAUUCCUUCCUUGCUAAUGGAAUAUAAGCGUCUUCAGCCUCUAAUGAACCCUGCUGAUUCAGGAGUCAUGGUUGAUGUUUCUCAGUCCUUUCAAAUGGGUUUACCAAUCCCAAUCAUGUGGCUUCAGGAAGUGAAUAAUAAUGAAGAUGAAACAAGGGAGUUUAUUAGUCAUCAUGAUGAGGAGGUUAACCCAAACAGGCCAGUCGGAUCAACAAAUAGAAAAAAGAUAAAUAUUAAGUUGAAGAAGAAAGGUUCAGCAAUCAAUACUGACCACUUGAAUAUUGGGUUGGACAAUGAAAAGGAAUCAGCAAGUGCAAAUAUUGAAAACAUCAUUUCAGGGAAAACAAGCAUAGUUGGACUACAACAAAGCAAACGAUAUUCUCCAGUUCCAGGUUUAAAAUGUGACCCCUGGAGUGAUGCUGAUGUUAAUAGUUUCCUCCUUGGUUUAUAUAUAUUUGGGAAGAAUUUUGUUACAAUAAAGAGAUUUCUAGGGAAAAAAGAGAUGGGAGAAAUAUUGUCAUUCUACUAUGGAAAAUUUUAUGGUUCUGAUCACUACCGUAGAUGGUAUGAUUCCCGGAAGGUUAGAAGUAGAAAAUGCGUGACCGGACGGAAAAUAUUUACAGGAUGGAGACUGCAGAUGUUGUUAUCCCGUUUGCUUCCCCAUGUCCCAGAGGAAUCUCAAAAUACUUUGCUGGAGGGAUCCAAGUCAUUUGCGGAGGGAAGAACUUCCAUUGAAGAAUAUGUCUUCUAUUUGAAGUCGGCUGUUGAAAUCCACACUCUUGUAGAAGCUGUAGGUAUUGGUAAGGGGAAGGAUGAUCUCACAGGCCUUGCCAUGGAUCCUGGAAAGACCAAUAAAAUAUUUCAAGUUUGUCCUAGCCUACCAACUGGCAAAGCUUGUUCCUCUCUUACACCCAAAGACAUAUUAAAGUUUUUGACUGGAGGCUUCCGGUUGAGCAAAGCCCGGUGUAAUGAUAUUUUCUGGGAAGCUGUUUGGCCUCGUUUGCUCGCAAGAGGAUGGCAUUCUGAGCAACCUAAGAAUCAGGGUUAUGUGAGUUCACAGCAGUAUCUUGUUUUUCUUAUACCAGGUGUUAAUAAGUUCUCAAGGAGGAAACUUGUGAAGGGAGACCACUACUUUGAUUCUGUCAGUGAUGUUUUGAGUAAAGUGGCAUCUGAACCAAAACUUCUUGAGCUUGAAGCUGAAGAAGCUACACUCAAGAGCAGUGAUGAGGAUGGGUGUGUUCAAGAAGUGGCAUCAGACCCAGAUGAUCCAUCCAACCAUCAGCGCCAUUGUUACCUUAAACCACGAGUUACUGGUACUCCAAAUCCUAUGAAGUUCACAGUUGUUGAUACUAGUUCAGUCCAAGGAGGAAAAUCAUCCAAUGUGAGAGACCUCAGACAUUUACCAAUUGAACCCAAAAUUACUUCCAAUGUCACUAAUCAUUUUAAGGAGUCAAUGCAUGAGUAUGAACUAUAUGCUGCUCAUAUGCCAUUGGAUUUUGAUAAAGAUACAAGUAAGCUUAACCACAGUAUGGGUACAGUUUAUAAAAGUGGUCCAAAUGGCGUGAAGUUCACUGUUGUUGAUACCAGCUUGCUUUAUGGAGAAGAAUCAUCCAAGCUGAGAAAACUUAGAUAUUUACCAGUUGAAUUUAGAAGUACUUCUGAGCGCCCCAGACUUUUGAGAGAAACUGAAGGGAUCUCCUCUGAGGAUUCACUGAAUGCACGUGAGCUCGAUGCUGCUGACAUGCUGUUGAACUGUGGAAAGAAUAUUGUAUCUGAUAGUGAGUACACAGACCGAAAGGUAAUGACUGAUAUUUCAGAUACUAAUGCAAACAAAAUCAUGGUUAGCGACCAGGAUGAGAAGGCCACUAUGUCUGAUGACAGGCACCUUAAAAUGACUAUCAAGCACCAGUUUAGUCGGAGAGUAAAACCUGGUAAUUUAAAUUAUGCAUCUCCUGCCAUGAAAAGGAGAAAAUUAACUGUUUGUGCUCAAAAGACAAACCACAUUGUCGAGGACUUAUUGGAAGGCAUGGAGUCAAAUCGAACAGGACUCUGUUUGCCAUUGAGUUCACCAGAUGCAGGCAAGAAUGUCGGUUCUCAAGUGGGUCCUAAAGAGAAAGUGUCUUCGAUUACUUCUUCACCUAAAGGCAGUUUGGAUGAGGAGACUGGUGGAGGCUUUCUCAUUAGUAAUUCUUCUGGCAUGGACAUGUCCUGUGGGGAGAAUGAGAAACAUCAACCUCAGCCACCACUUGACCUGAACCUGCCCAUGGCUCCACUGACAUCUGAAAUGGGUGAAGCAUUAAUAAUGGAAGUGGAAGACAUCAAUGGUAAAAAUGCUGAUAGUUCAUGCUUUCUAUCUAAGACAAUGGAUCUGGUUCCUGACACCUUGAGAACCUCUAUGGAUCUCGAUAAUGUAGAACAGCAGCCUAAUAUGAUCCCCAGGAGGCAUAGCACCAGAAAACGACCCCCGAGCAUCAGAGCAUUGGAAGCUCUUGCAAAUGGGUAUUUAGGCAUCCAAAGGAGGCAAAAGGGCACAGAAUUUCGAUCACUGGAAAAUGCAUUCUCUCGUCCUUCCCACAAUGCCCGAGGCAGAGUCAAAGUAACCUCAAAUUGUGGUAGCUCAAGUACCAAGACUAAUGAAAUGGAAGAAAAUGAAGUGAAUGAAGCCUGUGAUGUUACUCUUGAUCGUAUUGAAAAAAGAGUUGCUGUCAGUAUUGGAACGCAAGCAAGUUGCCAAGAUUCUAGUGAUAACUAGGGAGCUUUGGGACAUGCUAAUUAGAUCACACCAACUUGCCAUAUAUGUGAAAAGAUCAGCAACCAGAAUGGAGGUUGAAUUGCACACUUUCCAUUGGCAGUUUCAAGGGGACUCUUACAGAUUGAGUUUCUGUGUCUUCUCAGUUGAGCAUAAUCCUGUGUUGAAUGGAACCCAUUGUGAUGAAUGCACUCUUCUUGUGAUUCUUGAGAUGUUCACUUUUAAAGUACUGAAAUUUUCUGUGAUUUUACUUUUAUGUCAGGACACAUUCGGUUUUCCCUAAUGCUUAUUUGAAAAAAUAAUGAUAUAUACAACCUCCCCUCCUUUUGGGGUAUUCACUAA